Molecule: messenger RNA, 1522 nt
Organism: Prunus persica (peach)
Lineage: Eukaryota; Viridiplantae; Streptophyta; Magnoliopsida; Rosales; Rosaceae
Exons: 8
Coding region: 92-892 (266 amino acids)
Molecular function (GO): hydrolase activity, acting on ester bonds
Source: RefSeq, a predicted model, not a curated record
GGUGGGGUGUGGCCAUUAAACACUUGCAAUUUGCAUAGCGUGGUUGAACAGCAGAGCAGAGCAGAGCCGAGCGGCAGGCCGGGGGCAGACGAUGAAAUUGUUUGACGCACACUGUCACUUGCAAGACCCAAGAAUCUUUGACAAGGCACCCCAAUUGAUUGCAGCGGCCGUUGAUUCUGGCGUUGUUCGUUUUGCUGUUAAUGGAGUCUCUGAGAAAGAUUGGCAUUUGGUCAAGCAGAUUAGUGAGUCCUAUCCUUGCGUAAUUCCCUGCUUCGGUCUCCAUCCCUGUAGGUAUGUUGUAGAGAGGACACCCAAUUGGCUCAACACUUUAAAACAAUUCUUCGAGGCUACUCCCUCUGCUGCAGUUGGAGAGAUUGGCUUGGACAAAGGUUCACAAGGGAAGAAGGUUGAUUUCACAGAUCAGGUUAAUGUAUUCAGGCAACAACUUGAAAUUGCAAAAGAGUUAAAAAGGCCAGCAUCCAUCCACUGUGUUCGUGCUUUUGGAGACCUUCUUCAGAUAAUGAAAUCUUUGGGUCCUUUUCCUGCUGGCGUCAUUCUUCAUUCUUACCUAGGUUCUGCUGAGAUGGUUCCUGAAUUUGCCAAUCUUGGUGCUUACUUUUCUUUCUCUGGAUUUCUUAUGUCCAUGAAAGUACACAAGGCAAAGAGGAUGCUGAAGAUGGUGCCUUCUGAAAGAAUUUUACUGGAGACAGAUGCACCUGAUGCAUUACCCAAGUCUGAGUUAGAUUCUGCGCAUCUGGUUGAAGGAGCUUCCCUCCCUGAAGAGCUUCAGUCAAUAGAAAUUUCCUCAGCUCCAUUUGCUGGUGCAAGAGAUGUAUCAACAUUUCCAAAAGAAGCACUAAAUCACCCAGAAAAUAUUCACAAGGUUCUUUGAACAAACAUCGACCACGUCAAAUUUAUCCACAAAAUGGCGACUGGAUGCUUCUAUUUUGUCAAGAUGACGUUCAAUGAUUCUGAAAUACUCAUCAAAGACGGUGAUCUGAUAUGGCACCUUCUCUGUUAGAGUUUCCAGCAAUUGAACAAUCCGUUCAUAGACCAUCUCGGGCUGGUCUGUCUUACUAGACUUAGUUGGAGGUGCACUCAACAUACAUCAUGCAGACAAGAGAGUUGAAAAUUUCAAGCCCAAGGAAAAAUGAAAACUAGGCUUUAGUACCAAAUUUGAUCCUACCGUUACAUUAUGUUAAUGUUGCCGUCAAAUGUAAGGGUAAAACCGUCCAUAACCGUCCUAUGUUCCCUAAAUAGGUGAUAAAGUGGUGAUACAUAGGUGAUAAAGUGGUGAUACAUAGGUAAUAAAGGGGUGAUACAUAGGUCAAAAGUCUUAUUUACCCCCACAAAUGUAGCAUGUGCUGCUCACAUGACUAAAUUUAACAGAAAAUGUAACAAAGAGUUGGUGGACCAUUUGAACGAAUAAUUUAGUUUAGAGACUAAAAUGUAAAUCGGGUACAAAUUUGAGGACCAUUUGAGUAAUUUACCCAUUAAACAAAUAAGGAAAGUUGCUCCAGAA